CAGUGACGCUGGACGAAGGUGUUUGCUAACCACCGACAGACGCCCGACGUGGACGCGUUUCCAGGAGUUUCGAAACUUCGGUCCGCUCUCUCCAUUUGACCAAAGACCAUGAACACUUUAGCCAGAUUCACCGCGCGGUGUCUGCGCUCCCCGGCGGCCAGUUCUCUUCCCAGAGCGGCUGAGGCACGCGCGUGGACCGCCUCGGCCCGGCUGCUGUGCUCGGCGGUGGACCUCCAGAAAGACCUUGGGCAGAUGGUGAAGAAGGACAAAGUGGUGGUGUUCAUGAAGGGCACGCCGGCUCAGCCCAUGUGUGGCUUCAGCAACGCCGUGGUCCAGAUCCUGCGGAUGCACGGCGUCGAUGGUUAUGCCGCUUAUAAUGUGUUGGAGGACCAGGAGCUCAGAGAAGGCGUCAAAACCUUCUCCAACUGGCCGACGAUCCCUCAGGUUUACUUCAACGGCGAGUUUGUGGGCGGCUGUGACAUCCUGUUGCAGAUGCACCAGAAUGGAGAUCUGGUGGAGGAACUGAAGAAGCUGGGCAUCGACUCGGCGCUGCUGGACGCUGAGAAGGAGUCCAAGUAAAACCCGGACAGUGAGUCGGAGGAUCCACCACUCACGUCUGCCCAGAUGGCGAAGCUGAACAUUGGAGGAACGUUGGACGCUGCAAAGCCCUCAGGUGUCUAUCAAGACUCAAACCACGUCCCAUUAGCCAUUUGAAAUACUUCAAAGUUUUCCACCAACUGUUGAAUAACUUUUAAUCCCAAUGAAAACCAGCUGCUUAGUGGCCUGGGAUGUCUGACAAUAUUUCAUAUCACUGUGCCUCCAUGGAGUUCUUCCCAGGAAUCUGUUGCAGGUUGUGUUGUCCUUCAUUGUCCAAGGUCGUCUGCUGUAUUCGAUUGUUGUCCAAGCAGUAGUCAUGCAGUACACUGUAACAUAUUGUACAUUAUGACAUUGUAGCGCGAUGACGAUGCACUUAUGAUUAAAUAUUUUGUGACACAACUGUGCAUGUGUCAUGUGUCUCUGGUUGUGAGGGAACUAGCAGGAAGCAGAGUGAAGGCAAAAUUUAAAAGGCCAGUGGCGCCGUGACACAUACACAAACCA
This is a messenger RNA of Synchiropus splendidus (mandarinfish), 1098 nucleotides long. It is a transcript of the gene glrx5, whose product is annotated as glutaredoxin 5 homolog (S. cerevisiae). The transcript is spliced from 2 exons. Bases 109 to 579 code for a protein of 156 amino acids. Lineage: Eukaryota; Metazoa; Chordata; Actinopteri; Syngnathiformes; Callionymidae. The record is from RefSeq and is a predicted model, not a curated record.